AUGAGGAUAUUUAAUGCUAAUUUAAUUCUGGUCGCCUCCGUGGUGGCACUGGAGCAAACGCCUCUUCGGCUUCAGGAUGGCAGUGGUGGGAAUCUCCCCGACAUCAUCCGGCACAAUGACACCCACGGCCGUCCGAACAUUGUUUUUAUUUUAGUGGACGAUCAAGACUUGCAGAUGGACUCAUUGUCCUACACACCACAUACGAACCACUACAUCAGAAACCAGGGAGUCUUCUAUAGGAACCAUUUCGUCACAACAGCGUUGUGUUGUCCGUCCCGUGUGAGCCUGUGGACCGGAAAACAGGCGCAUAAUACCAACGUCACGGAAAUCUAUCCACCAUAUGGAGGAUAUCCGAAAUUCGUCUCAGAAGGCCACAACGAAAACUGGCUGCCGCUGUGGCUCCAAAACGCCGGCUACAACACCUACUACAGUGGCAAGCUCUUCAACGCGCACACGGUGGAUAACUACAACUUGCCAUUCGCCAAAGGCUUCAAUGGUUCCGACUUUGUUCUGGACCCCUACACUUACCAGUAUCUCAACCCGGUCUAUCAACGAAAUUAUGACCCGCCCGUUUCCUACUCCAGACAACACACUAUCGACGUCCUGAGGAAGAAGGCACUGGGCUUACUCGAUGACGCUGUCGCAGAGAGUCAUGAAAGACCCUUUUUUCUCACCAUUGCGCCAAUUGCGCCGCAUUCGAACUUUGAAAUGACCAAUGCGAGCGACUACACGACGUUUCGAUUCUCGGCGCCGAUCCCUUUGGAACGGCACAAAGACUUAUUCCCCGAAGCGAGGGUGCCGCGGACGGAGCAUUUCAAUCCUGAUACGCCCAGCGGAGUCAACUGGAUCAGUACUCUCCCCAAACAAAACCAAAGCAGUAUUGAUUCCAACGACGAGUUCUAUCGCGCCCGUUUACGCGCACUUCAAGGAGUCGAUGAGAUUGUCGAACGGGUCGUCCAGCGUCUCGAAGAUGCAGGCAUCCUCGACAAUACGUAUAUCUUCUACACGUCCGACAAUGGCUAUCACAUCGGCCAGCACCGAUUGCAUCCCGGGAAGGAAUGUGGCUUUGAGGAGGAUAUUCGUGUACCGAUGUUUAUUCGUGGACCUGGUAUCCCGGUUGGUGAGGAGGUCGACGUUGUGACAACGCAUAUCGAUCUAGCACCUACUAUCUUUGAGAUAGCUGGAUUGGACCUCAAGGAAGAAUUUGACGGUACUCCCGUACCUCUGACAGCAAGGGAAAUGGAAGAGGAGCAAUCAUCGAAGAGUCGCCAUGAGCAUGUGAACGUGGAAUACUGGGGCAAAGCCGGGUUUGAAGGCGAGAUGAGUCGAGCUCCCGACGGCGGGCCAAUUGCCUUCCGGAACAACACCUACAAGGCUCUCAGGGUCUUAGGGGAGGGAUAUAAUCUCUAUUACUCCGUAUGGUGUACGAAUGAACACGAACUGUACGAUUUAACAGCCGAUCCUUAUGAACGCAAUAAUCUUCAUCCAUCUGUUUCCAGGAGCAGCGGGCAUGAAUUACUGGGAUAUCCCAUUGAAAAGGUCAUCUCCCGCUUAGAUGCACUACUGCUUGUUCUGAAAUCCUGCAAGGGGUCUGCCUGUGUGAAGCCAUGGAAAGUCCUUCACCCAGCUGGGGACGUUCACACCCUGAAUGAUGCUCUGGGUGAUGCCUUUGACGUGUUCUAUGACGAGCAGGUUAAGGUUGAGUAUGGAUGGUGCGAGGAGGGUUAUAUCUUGGAUGCCGAAGGACCGCAGAUCCCUUCCAUAUAUCAGGGGACUCGGUGGAGUGAUUGGUGGUGA
This is a messenger RNA of Aspergillus pseudotamarii, 1797 nucleotides long. RefSeq names its product sulfatase family protein. The transcript has 5 exons. NCBI's taxonomy places the organism in Eukaryota, Fungi, Ascomycota, Eurotiomycetes, Eurotiales, Aspergillaceae. Bases 1 to 1797 code for a protein of 598 amino acids. Gene Ontology annotation, biological process: phenol-containing compound metabolic process. Gene Ontology annotation, molecular function: N-acetylglucosamine-6-sulfatase activity; glycosaminoglycan binding; arylsulfatase activity. The record is from RefSeq and is a predicted model, not a curated record.